AUGCGGGUGUCGGGGAGCCAGCAGAGAGAGCAAGAGACAGAGAGAGAGAGCGAGAGAGAGAAAGCAAGAGAGACAGAGAGAGCAAGAGACAGAGAGAGCAAGAGACAGAGAGAGAGACAAGAGAGAGAGAGACAGCGAGAGAUGGCGAGAGACAGAGAGAGCAAGAGACAGAGAGAGAGAAAACAAGAGAGACAGAGAGAGCGAGAGACAGAGAGAGCAAGAGACAGAGAGAGAGAGCGAGAGAGAGAGAGAGACUGCGAGAGAGAGAGAGAGAGAGAGAGAGACAGCGAGAGCAAUAUAGAGAGAGCGAGAGACAGAGAGCGAGAGAGUGAAAGCAAGAGAGACAGAGAGAGCGAGAGAGCGCAAGAGACAGAGAGAGCAAGAGACAGAGAGAGCAAGAGAGAGAGCGAGAGACAGAGAGAGCAAGAGAGAGAGAGCAAGAGAGAGAGCGCAAGAGACAGAGAGACCCUGGACUGUGGAGCCAACAGGGAGAGAGCAGAGAGGCUGGAGGCCUCCCUCACGUAG
Messenger RNA from Bufo gargarizans (Asiatic toad), 525 nucleotides. RefSeq names its product RNA-binding protein 25-like. NCBI's taxonomy places the organism in Eukaryota, Metazoa, Chordata, Amphibia, Anura, Bufonidae. The transcript has 5 exons. Bases 1 to 525 code for a protein of 174 amino acids. The record is from RefSeq and is a predicted model, not a curated record.